UGGCACCCAAAGGACAACAGAACAGCUGAUCCAAUGGCAGAGUUAUUGCGGAAACUCUACUUUGUAAAGAUGUACUGUAACAUAAGCUUACUAUUCAGAGGCUGAGUGGUGCUGGUAAUGCUGUCUCCUUGGAACUGAAGCCAGCCUUUUGUAAUCUAGACUAUCAUCUAGUCUGAUGAAAGAAGAAGGAAGGGCAGAGUCACCCGGGGACAAUGAAAAAGAACCAAGCAACGAUAAAAUAAAAUCUACUGGACUUCAGGAACAAGACUCAACGUUAAAUGUCGUCCCGGAUAACAAUGGCAGUCAAGAAAACCCAGACACACCGAGUAAGACAUCCACAGAGUGCAGCCCUACAGAGUGUAAAUCUUCACUGAUAUCAAAUUCUGGUCCUGCGGCUUCUCCUCAACAACCUAGUAUUCCUUCCCAUGAAACAAAUGUGGUAGAAGAAAGUAGUCAGUUAGUUAAGCAUCCAAGUUCCUCCCCACAGGAAAAUGUGAACUCAAGCUUAGAAUGGACCUUUUAUCCAACGUCUGGUAAUAUUACUUAUUAUACAGGAAAGAAGUGUAUCUUUGAUGGUAUCUACAUGCGAAACAAAACCACCUCAACAGAAAAGACAUUGGAGAUGUGUACAGGAAGGAAGAAAUUUGUGGAUGAAAUUGCUUCCAGAAAUGGCAUUCCAUUGGUGACACCAGGUGACCACCCAUACGCUACUCCAGAGCAAAGUCCAGACUUUCAUAAAACAGGAUCGACAAGAUCACCUGUGUAUUUUGGGAGUGCUGUGUACAAAAAAAAGUCAGAUACAUUCAUACCACUUCAACGCUUGCCAGAAACUCCUAGUGUGCCUUUCCGUAUCAAGGAGAAACAGCAAGAAUUAGAAAGAGAGAAGGCGGAAGUGAGAAACCUGGACUACUGGAAGCCUGCUCCAACUUUGCUGCAUUCUUUUUUUGCAAGCUCACUAAACAGAAGAUUAACUUAUCAAUAAUUUUAGAUAGACCCUUCUUCAUGCUGCAUCUCACAGGGUCUAAAACAUGUAACAAGUUAUUUGUUAUUAACUGCUCCCUCCAUUCCCAAACCCAAUCUGUCAACUCAUUUGCCAACUGUCUUACAUGUGAUCUGCAAUAAAGAUUUUGUGUAGGAAGGA
Messenger RNA from Anolis carolinensis (green anole), 1141 nucleotides. RefSeq names its product spermatogenesis associated serine rich 1 (gene spats1). The coding region runs from base 176 to 982 and encodes 268 amino acids. NCBI's taxonomy places the organism in Eukaryota, Metazoa, Chordata, Lepidosauria, Squamata, Anolidae. The record is from RefSeq and is a predicted model, not a curated record. The transcript has 7 exons.